GGCCCGCCCCGGCGGCAGCUGGGUGGCCGUCACUGAGCGAUGGCGAGUGCGGCGUCCGCGCAGCCCCGCGAGUCGCAGCUGGAGGCCGCCGGGGAGCGUGGCGGAGGCCGGGAGCGACCGGAGGCCCUCGAGGAACAGGGCGCGGCGGCGGCCGAGGAUGCAGAGUCGGCGGAGGUGUCAUGCGGAGCCGCGGUGGCGCUGUUGGGGGAGACAGGGCUGGCGAUGGGCUGCUGCAUCGCGGCGGCGCUGAGCUGGGAGCGGCCCCUCCACAGCCUGGGCGGCUUCGUCUGCGCAAACCUGUUUUUCUGGUUUGUUGCACUGACCCCUUGGAGAGUGUAUCAUCUAACUUCUCUCAUCAUACUUGGAGUGCUAAUUCUUCAGAUAAUAAAGGAUUUGGUAUUCUCAAGAAUAAAAGGUGCACAGCUUUGGAGGACCAUCACUGGCAACUGGAAUAUCAUCGAUUCCAGGCAAGACUACAGACCCAGGAUAAAUCAGUGCAUUUCAGAAACACUUAUGAAUUUAUUUGUGUUUCUUCAAGAAAUGUCCCACUUCAAGGAACAGAACCCUGGCAAGUUUUGCCUGCUAGUCUGCAGUAUCUGUACAUUUUUCACUGUCUUGGGAAGCUACAUUCCUGGAGUUGUCCUCUCUUAUGUCUUGUUAUUGUGUGCCUUUUUAUGUCCCUUCCUUAAGUGCAAUGAAUUUGGACAGAAAGUGUGCAGCAAAAUUAAGGCUCUUCUGACAAAGUUAGAUUUUGGAGUCGUGGAAUACAUCAUCCAGAAGAGAAAAGAGAGAUCUGAAACAUCAGCAACAAAGCCCACAGAAGAUGACAGUGAAUUAGACAUAUCAGCUCUGUGUCCUAAGAUUAGUCCUGCAGUUGCUGCCAAAGAGCUGUCAGUGUCUGACACAGAUGUGUCAGAAGUAUCUUGGACCGAUAAUGGGACCUUUAACUUAUCUGAGGGGUAUUCUCCGCAGACAGACACAUCUGAUGAUUUUGACCGACCUAGUGAUCACGAAGAAGCUUUCACUAGAGAUCUGUCAGAAUUUCCUUCCUUAGAAAAUGGUGCUGGAACCAAUGAUGAUGAUGACUCAAGCAUCAGUAUGCCUAUCCAGAAAAGACAAACAAAAGAACAAACCUCUUUCAAGGUGGAUCAUGCUUCCAGACAGAGUAAAGAGAGACCAUCUACUGCAGGGCUUUCCUUGCCUUUGACCGGUGACCAAACCUUUAAUUUAAUGAGUGGAAUUGCUGGGGAUGUCAUCGCAGCUGCAGUGUCUGCUGCCAUCAAAGACCAGUUGCAGUCCACACAGCAAGCUCCCCAACGUGCAGUGCCCAGUUUGAGCGAGGAAACAGACACAGAGGAAGCUGAUGAUUUUGAACUGCUUGACCAGUCCGAGCUUGAGCAGAUUGAAAAAGAAUUGGGACUUUCACAAGGCCAACAAACAGAAUCCCUGGAAAAGAAAAAAUCUUCAGGCUUUCUUUCAAAUCUGCUUGGAAGCCAUUAACCUGGAAAUUGUAGCUGGUAACAUAGCAGUUAAAUAUUAAUGAAAAAUCAAAUGCAAAAAAAAAGGAAAAAUCUGAGCUGUAAGCUUUAACUGUCCCCUUAGAUGUGUUGUAAUAAUUUCCCUUACGCAGAGUGAAUUAACUGGAUAAAUAUCAGCUGAUACUGAUAGUUUAAUGUUUCUGGUAGUUAUACCUCAGUGUAGUAGCAUGGAAAUGAAUUAUCUAUCCACUGUUUGGUUGCAGAUGAGUGUUGGAGUUCAAUUGUUCAAAAGAGUUGGGGGGAGAGGGCUUGUUUUAUCUUUUUGCCAACUGUGUAUUUUGGGGUCCUGAGCCAAAUUUUCAGCAUGGACAGUUUAUUUACUCUUGGUUGCCAGACAUGCAAUGCAAUUCAUGAUUCACACAGUGAGGGUAAGUAAUGACAGGACUGCAGUGAGAUUAACUGAAUCUCACCUGCUUCUAUUAUACCAAAAAGUAUGAGUCCCUAUGUAUAGUCCAUCUACUAUAUAUGAAAUACACUGACCAACACAAGUAGAGUUUAUGUGUGCAACACUAUCAACCAUUUGAGUUCUUAUUUAAAACCAUUGAAAUAGUUUGGAUAUGGCAAUGCAUUUCCAAGUUUUUUUUCCCUGGUAUAGAUUUGUAGAGUUGUAAAGUGGCAUGCUACUUGACUGACCACCUGCUGUGUUCCUUGAUAGAGUCUGGUUCUUGACAGUAUUACCCCUGUAAAGUCAUCCAACACAUUUUCAUACUUAAGAGUUAUAUCACACAAACUGGAAACCUUUUUGGGAGCAGGUGAGGGUAGUUGCUGUUUGGAAUAGAAGUAAAAAGAAAAAAAAAAGACCAAAAAAAAAAGAAAUGUAUUUUUUAGGUGCCACUUCCUAAAUUCAGGAUUCUGUAGGUUUUGGGGUUUGUUGGUUGGUUGGUUGGUUUGUUUGUUUUGUUUUCCCAGGAUAGCUGCCAUCAUUUGCAACAGAAGUUGUGUUGCAAGUUGAGCAUUUUAAGAUACUUGAAAGUAUUCAGUGAGGUCAUCUGUUGUAGAAGAUGCUCAGAAUCACCUUCUUGGCAUGCACUUUAAAGCAAAGAACUCGUUCAGAUUGUUGGCUGGUUGACACUCCACACAUGCUGAGCAAGUGGCAUGGCAUCUUAAGCAGGUAAUUUUAGUUUUUCUAGGGCUUUUGUGUUCUCUGACAAAACCCAACUGCAAUACCAAGUUAUAAUAAAGAAAUAGGAAGAAGUAAUGCUAGGUUUUUUUUAAUGUGAUGUAAACCAUUAGCAAAGUUGAGGGACCAUGUCAGCUGCUAUUACUGCUCAAGUGAUUUUCCAUUUGCUGGCAUUUGAAGAGGUGAAUUAUGUCAUCUAGGACCCUCAGAAGGUACAGCAUCAGUUUAUUAAAAUCUUGCACUAACAUAUGUGUGUAGGUAAACCUGUCUAUAAAGUUAACUCCAUUUUAAUUUAUUUUUGAGAUGAAAAAACUAGGCAAGUGGGCAAAAAGAGUGUGUAGCAAAAGGAAAGAUGCUGAGAAUUUUUGACACUUACCUUUAUUGUUGCUUGUGCUUUUGUGUCAGUAAUGCAAAUUGACUGUAUCUGCUCUCCUUUACCGGUAUGAAAGUGAGCCUGUGCCAUCGUUAUGAAAUUCAUUAUGAAGUAAGUGGAUGCUGGAUGUAGAUUCCACAAGAUGAAGCUUUUAAGAUCAUAACAUCUUAAUAUAAAAAGCAAAUUUCUGGAAAUGAUUAGAAAACUAUGGCCACCUGACUUCCCCAUAGCAUUGGCUGCUGAUUUUCCUUUUGAGCUUCCCCCAACUUGUCCUUCCCAUUCAAAAAACCCCACCAAAACAAAAACAAACAGUGCCUCAGAACCACACCACCAAAAUUCCAAACAACAAAGCAGCACAACAACAACACAAAACAAAAAAAGAGUGGUUUUUGCUAGGAAUUCAGUAAGUUUAAAGGCCAUUUCAAUUUCUCAGAUGAUUUAAAAGCCUCAUUUCCUUGUUGUGUGUUUAGGACAACGUAGACAGUUAAAAAAGAGCAACUUCCAAGUUGCUGAUGAAAUGUUUGUAGGACAUCCAAACAAAGAUGUGCUUCCUUGUACAGGUAUACUGGUGCCAGGAGGGGAAGCAGGCUAUGGUAUGAGGAGAAGGGGGAGGAAGGGAGCAGUCCUUCACAGGUUUUUCUGGAGCAGACUAAUAGGAUGGUUGUUAAUGGUGGCAUUAUAACAGUGUGCACUUUAUUGUUUUAUAAAGAGUACUUGUGCUUAUAAAAGUACACGAUGCAGGGGCACUCUUUAGAAUUAAGACUAGAUAAGGAAAAGCAGUUGGAGGAUUUCUCAGACUUUUUGUCAAUGAUCCAUUUUCUGGUUUCAAGAUAGAAAACCAGAGCAUUUUUCUCCAGAAUGAGUCUCAUUUUAUUUUUUUUCCCAGAACUUAAAGCAAAACUUGAACAAGUAAAUCAUUAAAGUUUAGGGGCAUGAUUGCUCAUUUCAGUGUCUUUGGAAUUCUGUUUUUUCUGUUCUUGUGGUAGUUGGUAACACUCAAGCCCCUCAAUACUGUGUAACAGAAAUAAAGUAAUUGUGUAGCAUUUAAUACUUCUCCUCAGGUAGUGGAAAGAUACCCAAUUUUCUGCAGGGUAUUACCUCUUACUUCCCAAGCAUGUAAGGAACACUUUGCUCAGACAUGACACAUUCCACUGCCAGCAGUUUGACAGCAAAACACGAGAUGUUUUCCUCCACUGUGAGAUCCCUUCCACACUGCCUUUAGUUGAAAGCCCCUCAAGAAUCCAUUUUGCUGUAUUCUAGCAGCAGCCACAAAACAGCAUUUACUUUCAAAUUCCUUGUCACAGUGGUCCACAGCAUCUUUCCUACUGAGCACUGUUGUCACCUCCCCAUCUUCCAAAGUUGUGAAUACCCAGGCAGAAAGAAAGGCAAGCAAGUAUGAGGUAGCACAUAGCUUUGAAAUUCUUAUUUACCUGUGGAAAGCCUGCCUGCUUGCAGUUUCUAGUCAAAAGGCAGUGCAGGCAGCACAGAGGGCAUAGAUCUGAGUUUGGAUGCGUAAGUGCCACGAGGUAACACAGGUAUGAUUGUGCCAUGGGAUCAGUACUGCUUGCGUUACCUGGUAGCAAACUGCAAAUGUAUACUUGCAGUAGCAUGUUUGGAAGUUCUCACCCUUCAUGCAUCGCUGCCAGACGAAAACUGUGUAUCAGGACAGAGUCUGUGAGAUGCAGUUCCAUCCUCUGCACUCGGAAACUUUCUCCCUGCAUUAGUAUAUUUGAGUGAUGGAGUGAUCGCCAUUCGAUCAGUGACCUUACCUGUAUCGAUUCCAGCGUAAAAGCAGCUGUUGAAAGCACACAGGGCUCUUCAUGUAUAUGUACUGCACACCUCCUUACUCUUCUUCAGUUUGUUUGUGGCAAAAAAAAAAUACUCUAUGCAGAGGACAGAAACUUAUUUAAAUGGAAAGUAGUAGCCUCUGAAGAAACACUUGUUUUACUUGGGUUGUGUUCAUUUUGCACUUUUUCCAGACUGUAUAAGCCUUCUGAACAAAUUCCCUGCAGCCUCCGUGUCUGUCCUCAGUACAUGAGCCAUGCAGUCUGGAAACAGCACCAGCUGGCUAACCAGAAACUGGAAAAUUACAAAAUGUCUGUCUUUAAAAUAUUUCGCAGCACUUUACCUAGCCUGACUACUAUUUUGUAAACAUGGAAUUAUGAUAUUGAUUGUUUGUAAAGCCAUUUAAUAAAUGUGUUAGUUUUUAUCUUU
Messenger RNA from Pogoniulus pusillus (Red-fronted tinkerbird), 5245 nucleotides. RefSeq names its product reticulophagy regulator 1 (gene RETREG1). Bases 40 to 1500 code for a protein of 486 amino acids. Gene Ontology annotation, cellular component: endoplasmic reticulum membrane. Lineage: Eukaryota; Metazoa; Chordata; Aves; Piciformes; Lybiidae. The transcript has 9 exons. Gene Ontology annotation, biological process: reticulophagy; negative regulation of neuron apoptotic process. The record is from RefSeq and is a predicted model, not a curated record.